This is a messenger RNA of Rotaria sp. Silwood1, 888 nucleotides long. The record is from the annotation of a GenBank genome assembly. Lineage: Eukaryota; Metazoa; Rotifera; Eurotatoria; Philodinida; Philodinidae.
AUGGCACGAAUUGCUGAUUUAGCUAAUGUCGAUGAAGUAUCAGAUCUUAGUUCUGAAUUUGAUAAUAAUGAAAAAGAUGAAAAAAAACGAAAACGUAAUGAUUUAUGUGAAAAACUAACUUUUCAUCAAACAACUGGUCUUGCACGUAAAGAUGAUCGAAUACAAAAUGUUAAUAGAGAACGAUUUCGUUCACAAUUUAUGGCAAUGAAUGCAUAUGAACGUCAUAAACGAUUAGUAAAUGAUUAUGUUCGUUAUUAUUCAAAAGAAAAAUCAUUUGAUACUAUUUUUAAACGUGAUACUUCAAAUGAUAGAACUGAUUUAGAUAUUAUUCGAAAUGAACAUAGAUUUUUAUGGGAUGAAGAAGAAGAUGGACCAGAUGAAACAUGGGAAAAACGUUUAGCUAAAAAAUAUUAUGAUAAAUUAUUUAAAGAAUAUUGUAUAUGUGAUCUUAGUCAUUGGCAAGAAAAAAAAAUUGCAAUGCGUUGGCGUAUUGAUCGAGAAGUUGUCAGUGGAAAAGGUCAAUUUAUAUGUGGUGAAAAACGAUGUGAUGAAAAAGAAAAUUUACGAAGUUGGGAAGUUCUAUUUGGUUAUGUUGAACAUGGAAAAAAACGAGAAGCUUUAGUUAAAUUAAGAUUAUGUCCAUCAUGUACAAAAAAACUUCAUUUUGGUCAUAAAGUAAAAGAAGUUAUACCUAAAGUAAAAGAAGAAGAAUCUGAAGUAACAGAAAUUGAUGAAUCAACUGUACAAAAAAAGAGUCGUCUUGAUAAUGAUAAUGAUCAAACAACAAUACAAGAUGAUGGUCAAAUAUGGUCAAAACCAUUAGCAGAAACACGUGAAACAACAAGAGAAGACGAAUUCGAAGAAUAUCUUCAAACAUUAUUCUUCUAA